Molecule: messenger RNA, 1936 nt
Organism: Sphaerodactylus townsendi
Lineage: Eukaryota; Metazoa; Chordata; Lepidosauria; Squamata; Sphaerodactylidae
Product: ATP-dependent RNA helicase DDX24-like
Exons: 6
Coding region: 130-1887 (585 amino acids)
Cellular component (GO): nucleolus
Molecular function (GO): nucleic acid binding; ATP binding; RNA helicase activity
Source: RefSeq, a predicted model, not a curated record
CGUCAACCUGUCAUGGCGGCCCCCGUGAUACUCCCACGUGGUCAGAUUCUCCAGGAAGUGUCGGAGUAGAGCCUAGGCCCUAGUACUAGAGCUGAGCCUGGUGUCGUCGCAGUGGCUUUUCGGUCAGCCAUGAAGUUUAAAAGAGGAAACAAGUUUAAGACCCCAUUGAAGUUGAAGCAAAAAGGCAUCCAAGUAACUGGGCAAUGGAAACCUGUUGAGAUCGACCCAAAUCUCUUUGCUGAUGAGCAGCUUGGUGGCUUAGUAUGUUUUGAAGAACUUACGGAUUAUAAACUGGUGGCUUCCCGUAAAGUGGGAGAAGAAACCAAGACAAGAAAAGCCGUCGGUGAGGAGGAAGACAGUGAGACUGUGAAGUCAGAGAGCCCUGUUCCCAAGAAGAAGAGAAAGAAAGAGAAGAAUCUAGGACAGGAGGCCACGGAAGACAGUGGAUUGACCACAGAGGAUCAGCCAACCGACUGGGGAGACACUGUUGCUAGCCAAGCUGAGAGUGAUGAGGGAGUUGAGACAAGCCUAAAACAAAAACCGAAAAAGAGGAAACGGAAGAAGAAAGCAUGUUCUCUCCAAGAUGUACCCACCACCACUUCCAAAAAGGCAAAAAGCUGGACAGCAGAAGCUCUGUCUGCCUCGCCGGAUGUCCACGUAGACAUGUCUGCAUGGAAAGGUCUCUUUGUUCCUCAGCCUGUUCUACGGGCGCUUGGCGAAUUAGGGUUCAGCGCUCCAACUCCUAUUCAGGCUAUGGCUCUGCCUUCUGCUAUUCGAGACAGCAUGGAUGUCCUUGGUGCUGCAGAAACAGGAAGCGGAAAGACUCUCGCUUUUGCAAUCCCAAUGAUCCACUCCAUCCUGCAAUGGCAAGCAUCAGAAGAUUUGGCAAGUGAAGGUGAUAGUACCCUUGAAGAAGCAGCAGGUAGAGAGGAUGAUGUGCCAAUCCUGGAAGUGAAGGAGGAAGCAGAAGGCCUGAACCCUGUUGGAAGCAAAGCUAAUGGUACCGCUGCUGAGGAUGACAAAUCUCCGGCAACAGGCUGCAUGAAGGUGUCGGAGGAUAUAGAAUCGGAUUUGGGUGCCAAGAAACAUGAUGUAGAGAAACGCAAUCCUCUUCUGGGAUUGGUCCUAACUCCUACAAGGGAAUUGGCAGUCCAAGUCAAACAUCAUAUUGAUGCAGUGGCCAAAUACACAGGUAUUAAGUCAGCCCUUGUUGUUGGUGGGAUGGCUUCUCAGAAGCAGCAGCGGAUCUUGAAAAGGAAGCCAGAAAUUAUUGUCGCAACCCCGGGGCGCCUGUGGGAGUUGAUUCAGGAGAGGCAUCCACAUCUCUCAAGCUUCCGGCGGCUCAGGUGCCUGGUGAUAGAUGAAGCCGACCGGAUGGUUGAGAAAGGACAUUUUUUAGAACUGUCACAAUUGCUGGAAAUGCUGAACGAGUCACACUACAACCCCAAACGUCAGAUAUUUGUCUUUUCUGCCACCCUGACACUGAUCCAUCAGACCCCCACUAGAAUCCUCCGGAAGAAAAAGGCUGUGAAAAUAGACAGAAAAACCAAGCUGGACAUGUUAAUGCAGAAAGUGGGCAUCAAAAACAAGCCCAAAGUGAUUGACCUGACGAGAAAAGAAGCCACUGUGGAGACUCUCACGGAGACCAGAAUCCACUGUAAUGUGGAAGAGAAAGACUAUUACCUCUAUUACUUUCUGUUGCAGUACCCGGGAAGAACCAUGGUUUUUGCAAACAGUAUAGACUGCAUCAAGCGAUUAACUGCACUCUUGACCAUAUUGGAUUGCAAUCCUCUGCCUCUUCAUGCAAAUAUGCAUCAGAAACAAAGACUGAAAAACCUGGAGCGGUUUGCAGAACGUGACUGCUGCAUCCCUCCUUUUCACUCUUAAUCGAGCGUGGGUUUCCGCUUCGCGGGUCUCACAUCUCCUAAUGUGCAGC